UUCUAUUUUUCUAUAGCUUGAAUCUAGGUGUACUCACUUGUAUACAUCUUGUGUACUUGGGCUAUGCCUAUUUAUUUAGAAUAAAUUCUAUUAUUACCUAUAAAAAAAAAAAAUGUAUAAUUUGUAUUUUGAUCGUUCAAGAGCGACAAUGAACUAUAGAAGAGUUUAGUGAUUUAAGAAGGAAUUUUUAAUUUGUAUUGUUUUUUGUUUUUGUUCGUUUGUUUAUGAGUUAUUUAUGCUUUUGUUCUUUAACAUGAGAUAUGUUGAGAGUUCCAAAUUAUGCUCAUGCAGGUUGAUUGCUGCUCUAUCUAGAGAUCUCUUGGUGGAUUUUAUCCUCUUUCUGCCGAGGAUUGCUGAUUCUUUAGCGUCUCUCCUACAAAGUGGUGCUGAUAGGGAGCCAGAGAUUAUCGAACAGAUAUUUAUAUCGUGGUCAUAUAUUAUGAUGUAUUUGCAGAAGUAUUUGAUACGAGACCUUGUUUAUCUGCUCAAGAAAGUACUUUUGAAUGCUGCUUUAGGAAUUUUAUUAAUUUUGUUGUAAUGAUUCUGUGAAAGCAAACUGUUCAUGCCACAAUAUUUGAGAUUUAUGUUAGAGCAAAACAAAUAUAUUUUGGUUUGCAGUGAAACGUCCCAUUUUGAAACAAAAAUGAAACAUGUUUCUGUGUUUGGUAGUU
Messenger RNA from Juglans microcarpa x Juglans regia, 671 nucleotides. RefSeq lists its product as uncharacterized. Bases 236 to 538 code for a protein of 100 amino acids. The transcript is spliced from 3 exons. Lineage: Eukaryota; Viridiplantae; Streptophyta; Magnoliopsida; Fagales; Juglandaceae. The record is from RefSeq and is a predicted model, not a curated record. Gene Ontology annotation, cellular component: small-subunit processome; nucleolus; 90S preribosome.